This is a messenger RNA of Aspergillus bombycis, 657 nucleotides long. RefSeq names its product HD domain-containing protein. Bases 1 to 657 code for a protein of 218 amino acids. The transcript has 2 exons. NCBI's taxonomy places the organism in Eukaryota, Fungi, Ascomycota, Eurotiomycetes, Eurotiales, Aspergillaceae. The record is from RefSeq and is a predicted model, not a curated record.
AUGUCCUCAUCAUCACUACCCCCAAAUCUCAUCCCCGACAUCUCCGCAUUCGUAACAAAAUGCAUGGCUUCGCACGACCCCUCGCACAACCCCCAACACGUGCACCGCGUCGUGUCACUAGCCAAACAAAUUCUAGCGCGCGAAACAGCCCGCGCGGCCUCUUCUACAGUGUACAAUGCCGACGUGGUGCACCUCGCCGCGCUGCUGCAUGACAUCGGGGACCGGAAAUAUCUCUCCCAGCGGCUGGUGUACUGUGUGCUGGUGGCGCAUGGGGCGGACGAGGCACUGGCGGAGAAGGUGCAGAUGAUUGUGUCGCAUGUGUCGUAUACGACGGAGAAGACGAAGCCGGAGGAGGUGAGCAGGUUGAUUCGCGAUGGGUAUCCCGAGUUGGCGAUUGUGCAGGAUGCGGAUCGGUUGGAUGCUAUCGGGGCGGUGGGCAUUGGACGGUGUUUUACUUUCCUGGGGGCCAAAGGGAAGAAAUUUUGUCCUGAGGGGAUGUGGGUGAUGGAUAAUGCCAUUGAGCAUUUUGAGGAGAAGUUGGUGAGGCUGGAGAGUAUGAUGAAGACGGAGACUGGACGUGACAUGGCUAGGGUGCGCACGGCGAGGCUGAAGGAGUUUCAGCAGUGGUGGGCGGAUGAAAUGAACGACGUCGCGUAG